Molecule: messenger RNA, 1518 nt
Organism: Haliotis rufescens (red abalone)
Lineage: Eukaryota; Metazoa; Mollusca; Gastropoda; Lepetellida; Haliotidae
Exons: 4
Coding region: 16-903 (295 amino acids)
Source: RefSeq, a predicted model, not a curated record
UAAUAUUGGCAUACAAUGCAGACAUCAAUUUCAGACAUCAAUGCUAAUCUGUGUGUUACUUUGACCUUCUCUCACCUCGACAAAACAGCUAUUUCUAUUCACGUAUGGUCAAAGUCCACGUUGUGUUGCCUUGACGGGCAUGUGAGCGAGGUGUGUUGCACGUUGACUGUAGGGCAGCAAUCAGAGUGUUCUUUACCUCGCACGGUUUUGACACUAGAGGUCUUCUAUCCUGGACGUCUUACUCACGACCAUGGAAAGGUGUUUUGGGCACACGCCAUCGGGUCACUAAGAGCUGAAAGUCAAGUGGAUGUUAUUUACUUCCGCAGUCAGUAUACUUUAAAAGGUAUUUCAAUAGACGUCAAUAAAAUGUGGUCCUUCAACCCAGUUGCCUUUGUGCUGUUUGUGGUUGAGCUGUAUCACAUUCUGGGACACGCGGCCAUCUUGUUCCGAGUUAGGUUACUGCCUCGGAAAGAUCUUGUCCGCAUACGCUACUACUUCCUGUUUGACGCUGCCUCAGUCUUCAUCACCUGCUUCCUGUAUACGGGCAGACUCAAAUGGUUGGCAAGUCUGCAGAUUCUACAACACCUCUACUACUUCGUCACCUGGAACAAAUCAGCACUUGCUAAUAAGAUAAUGGACUGGAGUUCUCUGGAUUAUUUCAAAAGUCACAAGAAAGAUCGCUUGGAGCUCGAUUCAAUCCUUGGAACAGCGUUUGACAUCAGUGUUCAUGUCCUCAAUGUGUACAUGCUGAUGAGCUAUCUCACAACUGUCGGCAUCCUGCUGGGUCUGGCGGUAGCACACGGCAGUGCCUACUUCAUCCUCUACAACCCCCGCCUCGCCUGGAGCAGCCCCUACAAGAUGCCUGCCUGGAUAGAGAGGCGCAUCAGGCCACUUAAACCUUGAUGGACCCUGCGAGCGUGUCGUGCAUGAUUUGUUCACAUGAGGUCACACGAUUUUAUUGAACUCCAGUUGACACAGUGACCUCGAUCUCGCUUCAUUAUUAUGCAGGUCAUGUUUUCAACGUAGCUAUUCGUGAUAGUAACAACGCUUGCCUUGGUUCCGGUGAACUUAAUAUGUUCUAGGUGCAUUAGAGAAGCCUUGGAAAUCAAAAUGGUGGGUCAAGUUGUCUUUUGAAGUAGUCCUUGAUAUGGGCACGUUCUUUAAAAGAAUAGUUGCUUGAAUUAUUUAGUGUUUUUCUGAUAUUUAAGGUGUGCUUGUAUUCACCACAUUUUAACUGUUCAUAUGUUUUUACAUAUUUUAACGUUAAAAUUCUAAUGAUUGCCCGCGAAAAUAGAAGAGUAGUUUUAACACUUUUUUUUAGUGUUUGUCACAUUCGAUACGUGCUACCAGCGGGGCAUGACAUAUAUUGUAAAAAAAACCCAUCUAAAAUGGGGAAAUUCAAAGCCAGGAAAUCACUACGUGUGUUUUUUUCCCUCUCUAAACACCGAUAUUCUGAUAUGCAAAAAGUGAGUAAUGUAUUGAAUAUUAUUCAAAAUUUAAUAAAAUUUGACAAAUCUU